Molecule: messenger RNA, 3231 nt
Organism: Habropoda laboriosa
Lineage: Eukaryota; Metazoa; Arthropoda; Insecta; Hymenoptera; Apidae
Product: dyslexia-associated protein KIAA0319
Exons: 15
Coding region: 317-3175 (952 amino acids)
Cellular component (GO): cytoplasmic vesicle; plasma membrane
Source: RefSeq, a predicted model, not a curated record
GCGAAAUUUUAUCAGUUUUCUUUACCUGACCUUUCCUUAUUCCGGUUGUAACAGGAAAUAUGAUAAUUGCCCCUAUAGUUGAUUAGCUGCUGGUGUUGAUAACAUGCUGCUAAUAUAUGAUAAGCCUGUACUGUGUAUGUCUGUACACAAGUGGAAAUUAAUAUUAGCGGGACAAUCUCUGGACAGUUUGCAAGGGAUAUUUGAUAGUAAAACAAUUCAUAAAGUGACAGAUGUUUCGUAAAGUAACCUGAAACAUUUAUUUCGAUCAUUUUCAUUUUCAUUAUUUACUCCGGAGUUUACGAAAAAUAAGAUUAAAAUGUUUGAAAUCCUUUAUCUGGGAUUAUAUUUAUUGCUCUUUGGAAAUUGUAUUGGUGACUACUCAGAUGGGGAAACAAAAUGGCAAAUGCUAUGUCCUGGUUUAUAUCCCAGAGCUUUUACAAGCUAUACACCUCGUGGAAACCUUUCUAGUGGAAUAUAUACUCCUCAACCUCACUUGAAUGGCAUAAAGCAUUGUGUAGCUACAUGCUGUACAAAGCCCACAUGUAAUGUGGCAUUUAUGCAUAAUGGUACUUGUUACCAUAUACAAUGUAAAAGUUCCAAAAUAUGUAUACCAUUCUAUAGAAAAGAUUUGGCAAAUGAAAAUCCUCCAAGUAUGGUCUUAGUUAAGCCUGUGGAAGAUGAUGAGAUGUGGAGUGAUUUGUUGGAUCAAAUAAGUGACGAUACUGGAGGUUUCCUUAUGGAUGGUGCAGAAAGAGAUCACAUUCUUUUUGGUGGAUCAAAUGAGAUAAGUUGUAUCACUCAGACAAACUGUUUAGAACAUGAAGUAUGUGUUAAAAGUGGGGAUAAGUCUGAUGUUGGAAUUUGUCAGUGUUCUAUUGGAUUUAAACGCAAUCUUGAUGGAAUUUGUAGUUUGGUGGAGGACAUAGAACUUGGUGUUACACCACAAAUAAAGGCACAAAAUAUAAAAGAUUCCAGUACAUCUAUGAAACCACCUAUAAAAAGGCUAUUAGUUUCUGCAGUUUCAAAAGAGGUACGGUUACCAGAGAAUGAAGUAACAUUGUCUGCUUAUACUGUGCCAGCUGAACAGGAAAAUGAACAUUACAAUUAUGCAUGGAGUCUUUUAAGUCAACCAGAAAGUCAUACUGGCACAAUGAUUGAUCAAAAUCGUAUGACUGUUAAAUUAAGUAAUUUGUCAGAAGGUUUAUAUACAUUUAAAGUAACAGUAAAUAAUCCAAAUGCCAAUGGUGAAGCAUAUGCAAAUGUCAGUGUUUUACCACCUAAAAGAAUAAACCAAGCACCAAUUGCCAUAAUUUCACCUGCAUCGCAAGUUGUAAAAUUACCAAAUACCGGAGCUGUGUUAGAUGGUUCAUCGAGUAAAGAUGAUGAUCGUGUCAUUUCGUAUCACUGGGAAUUACAACAAGGUCCUAUCGGAUAUCAACCAAAUCUAGUCGAUACACCUACCCUACAGUUAGAUAAUCUUAUUCCUGGAAACUAUACGUUUAAAUUGACCGUCGAAGAUUCCGAUCAUAUCACCAAUUCUACGAGUGCUAAUAUAACGGUUUUGAAAGUAACCGAUUAUCCUCCUAGCGCAAAUGCUGGUCAAGAUAUUAUAAUAUAUUUACCUCAAAAUACAUUGACACUGAAUGGUAACUUGAGUACAGAUGAUCAUGGAAUAGCGAGUUGGGAAUGGACAAAGAGUCCCUCGGACCAGAACAAAGCAGUGGAUAUGCAAAACACGAGAACGCCGUAUUUACAACUGUCUAAUUUGGAGGAGGGAAUGUAUACAUUUGUGCUAAAAGUAACAGACGAUUCUGAGCAGUCUUCUACAGCUGAAGUUCAUGUGUUUGUAAAACCACCAACGAAUAAACCACCAAAAGCCGAUGCAGGCGAAGAUAUAACUAUAGCAUUACCAGAAACACGAACUGUACUGAACGGACAGAAAAGUAAAGACGAUAUUAAGAUUGUAUCUUACCAAUGGGAGCAAGUGAGCGGGCCUAAUAAGGCUGAAUUUUCAGCAGUCAAUGAAUCGCUUACUAAUGUUACGAAACUGACGAAGGGUGAUUACGAAUUCAAAUUAACCGUGAUCGACGAUAAUGGAAAUAAAGAUUCAGAUACUGUUAAAGUAAAAGUUACACAAAAUAAAAAUGCUCCUCCGAAAGCAAACGCAGGCGGUGAUCAAGUAGUCGUGGCACCUAUUAGUGCAUUGAUUAUUAAUGGAUCUCAGUCAACUGAUGAUUUAAGAAUUAGUGAAUGGAUAUGGACUAAAGAUCCGUCUAGUCUUGCUAUAGGUACCAUAGUUCAGAGUACAGACAAAUCAUCGGUUUUAAUGUUGACAGAUAUCGUUCCAGGUAGAUAUGUUUUUAGAUUAAAAGUAAUGGACGAUCAGGGUCUUAGUAGUGAAGAUACCGUCUCCGUAAUAGUUAAACCUGAUCCACAAUUACUACACUUGGUUGAAUUGACGUUGAACAUCGGAGCAAACAUGUUAACAGUAUCGCAAAAGAAUUCAUUGGUACUAAAGCUACAAAUGUUAUUGCGGGAUGAAGCAUCAAUCAAUGUGCGAAACUUAAGAGCAGAACCACAAACAGGCAGAGCUGUCUUAGUUUUCUACGUUGAAAAGAAAGGUGGAAAGGCUACUAUGCACGGACCGGAAGUAGUUAAACGGUUAAAAGAAAAAUUAAGACAAGAUUCUGGACUACUUCAAUUGUCUGUUGCUAAUAUCGAUACUGCCGUAUGCCAGAACAAUUGUUCAGGUUAUGGAGUAUGUGAUCAAGAGACAAGGUUAUGCAUGUGUGAGGCAUUUUGGAUGGAAAAUUUAAUACAGAAAUACUUUGGUAAUGGUGACUCCAAUUGCGAUUGGAGCAUUCUCUAUGUGAUAAUAGCAUUAUUAUCUCUAGUCGUGUGUUGGGUUGGUCUUGUUUGGGGCCUCGUUUGUCUAUGCCAAAGAAUAUGUACAGGCAAGCGACGUUCACUUCGCACUAAGAAGAAACCACCCCGUUAUUCUCUUUUGCAACCGGAACCGGAAGACAUUACGCCAUACAAAAUGGUACUAUCUGAAUCGGAUAGUGAUUCUGAUGACAUCGUGUUCGUAGAUCGUAAGUUGAAAAAAAGCAGUCAAGUAAGAAAUGGUGAAUCACGAAACGGCUUUAUUAAAAUGGGUUCUAGAGUGAAAACAUGAGGAAUGUAUAGAACGUAAGAUCUCGUAAAGCGACGCACAUCUGUGUACGUUUGGCC